AUGGCUCCCAUCACAGACGACGUUGUCGCUGGACUCAAGUCCACGAUUGGAAAGCUCGAAGCUCGCAUUGAGGACUUGGAAAGCCGCCUUGUCGGCGGUGAAUCCAAGCCCAAGUCGGUCGCGGAGCACAUGCGCAUCAUUCUUAUGGGACCUCCCGGUGCCGGCAAGGGUACCCAGGCUCCUAAGAUCAAGGAAAAGUACUGUGUGUGCCACCUGGCCACCGGUGACAUGCUGCGAUCCCAAGUCGCAAAGAAGACGGACCUCGGAAGGGAGGCCAAGAAGAUCAUGGACCAGGGUGGCCUUGUCAGCGACGAGAUUAUGGUUAACAUGAUCAAGAGUGAACUGGAGAACAACACGGAGUGCAAGAACGGUUUCAUCCUGGACGGCUUCCCCCGCACGGUCGCCCAGGCUGAGCGCCUCGAUGAGAUGCUUGUUGCUCGCAACCAGAAGCUCCAGCACGCCGUCGAGCUCAAGAUCGACGACGCCCUCCUGGUUGCCCGUAUCACCGGCCGUCUCGUCCACCCUGCUUCCGGCCGUUCAUACCACAAGAUCUUCAACCCUCCCAAGGAGGCCAUGAAGGAUGACAUCACCGGCGAGCCCCUUGUCCAGCGCUCUGAUGACAACGCCGAGGCCCUCAAGAAGCGUCUGGUUACCUACCACGCCCAGACCGCCCCUGUUUGCGAUUACUACAAGAAGACCGGCAUCUGGCGCGGCAUUGACGCCAGCCAGGAGCCCGGUCAGGUGUGGAAGAGCCUUCUCGGUGUCUUCAAGAACUAA
This is a messenger RNA of Aspergillus mulundensis, 777 nucleotides long. RefSeq names its product adenylate kinase ADK1 (gene adk1). Bases 1 to 777 code for a protein of 258 amino acids. Gene Ontology annotation, cellular component: mitochondrion; cytoplasm. Gene Ontology annotation, molecular function: AMP kinase activity; ATP binding. Lineage: Eukaryota; Fungi; Ascomycota; Eurotiomycetes; Eurotiales; Aspergillaceae. The record is from RefSeq and is a predicted model, not a curated record. Gene Ontology annotation, biological process: ADP biosynthetic process. The transcript has 4 exons.